Molecule: messenger RNA, 1585 nt
Organism: Acanthoscelides obtectus
Lineage: Eukaryota; Metazoa; Arthropoda; Insecta; Coleoptera; Chrysomelidae
Source: the annotation of a GenBank genome assembly
UUUACAUCAUACUGCCGAAACGUAAUUUAUAUACGAAUAGAAGAAAAACUGCUGAGAAAAUAAAAUGCCUGGAAAUCAUUAAACUGUUAUGGUCUGGAUUUAACGCAAAUGCAAUUUUGGGUGUUUAAUGUAUGAAAUCUUGGGCUCAUAUCCAGUGAUGCAGUGUACUUGGCAAUGUGUGACGUACAGCGUAACCCAAUUUUUAAAAGACCAAUUUGACAGCAGCCGAUCAAACUGUCUUAUAAAAUGUAUUGCAACUGUUGGACCCUUACGAUUUAUUACCAAUGUUAAUAGGGCACGAAGUCAAACACUAUUUAUGAUGGCGAUAAUUUGUAAAAAGUGUCCCAUGUGGUCAAAUCGACUAAAGUUAUACAAGUUAAGGUAUGCCUACUUCUUCUUCUUCUUCAGCAUUGGAGUCACAUUAGUCUUCAUGUUACGCUCGUACAUAGAAAUAUCAAGCGUUUAUGCAAAAGAAGACCUCCAACCUUGCCCUUUCACUCACUCAUCUUCAAAUCAAGAUCAGCGAAAAGAUAACAGUGAUUAUCACAAGUUGCUGGAUAUAUACUUCAAGUAUAAACAUCUACCUGAAUCAUGCAUUGCUAGUGACAGAUAUCUUGUGGCUGUACACACAAGUCCUGAACAUAUAGAAAAUAGGAAUGUUAUAAGGUCGACAUGGGGUCAAAGGUCGUUUGGAAUUAAGGUCUUCUUUCUGUUAGCAAAUACAACAGAUGAACUGCUACAAAAGAAAAUCAGCAGUGAAGCUUCGGAAUUCAAAGACGUCGUACAAGCUGACUUCGUAGACAGUUAUUGUAAUAUCACGUACAAACAUGUGCUGGCUUUGAAGUUCGCAAUAGAUAAAUGUUCCAAUAUUAAGUACCUAGUGAAAGUAGACGACGACACCUUUGUCAACACUCCAAACUUGAAGCAGUUUUUGGACUUAUAUGAUAGAAAGUAUAGCAACAAUAGCAACAUUUUGUGCUUGUCUAGGGAGAAAAGUCCUGUUAUGAGAUCUGGAAAGUGGAAGGUGUCUGAAGAAAUGUACCCAGGCAAGUACUACAUCAAGCAUUGUUUUGGCUUCUUCAUAAUCUACCCGAAAGCAGCCGUGACUGCGAUAUACCGGGAGGCCCAAAAGGAAGACGUCAAGCUCUUCUGGAUUGACGAUAUAUUUGUAUCUGGUGUUUUGGCCGGCAAGGCUGGAAUCAAUCAUACCAGUAUCACGAAUCUUUGGACAGAUUAUGGAACUUUGGACAAAUAUCAGAGGGAUUUCAGAAAAUUUGGAGGAAGACCGUUUUUGGUUGGAGCCAUGGAAAUGAGUACAGUGUAUAUGCAAGAACUUUGGAUUUACUUGAAGGACCAUUUACCAAAGACUAAUAUUGUGGAGAUGAUAGAACAAUAGCUUUUUGUGAUAUUAUGAAUGAUGUAAGGUGAAGAAUUGUUUUGAAUUCAAAAGAAUCUAGUUAUCUGUUCUAACACAAUAAUCUUAACUGUACCCCGGACAUGCGCAGGAAAGUAAUUCGUAAUUCUAGUUCGGAACUGCUCGUAGGGACAAAUCUAUUAUUAUCAAAUAGAAUUUCCACCGAUGACG